CUUAUUAAUUACACCAAAACUAGACCCACCGGUAGAAAGAGUGGACCCGAGGAAUCCUCAUCAUCCCUUUCAAAAACGUGGCGGCCCAUGUGCGGUUCGAUAGAUCACAGAGAGGCAUCUAUUAAUUCCGGGUCGGCCCCAAUUUUUCCAAGGGCUUCAAGGGUACUUUGAAUAAAUCAGUGUCACUGUUACUCCUUCCCUCUUCAUCCCACAUGGUACCAUUCGAAAAAUCUAGCAAAUGGGUUUGUGGUUUUGAUUCUUUUUGAGGAGUUUUUUGGGAGAAACAUUGAUGGGUUGAAUUGAACUUGUGUUGAGAAGAACUUUCCCAUUGGCUUGGUUUUUGGGUUAUUUGUGUAAAAGCAACAAUGGAAGGGAAAUCAUCAGCUAGUAGUAAUUUGAUUCCUGGUGGUGAUGGUGGUUCCUACAGUUUUUUAGGGUUACAAGGAUCAAUGCAAGUAAACCAACACCAAAACCUGCAUUCAUUUCAAAGAUUUUUGUCGCUUCCUGAAAAAAAUGUUAUGCCUCUUAGGGCUAGUAAAAUGCAAGAAACUGAUCAACCCGUUUCAUUUCUCAAUUUUGAUAACAAGGUUGGGAGGGUGAAAAUUUCUGCUAGUGAUGAUGAUGGUUCGAAUGUCGUGGAACGAGGUGUUGAUGGGAAAAAGGAGUUCGCUUGGCACCGUGUAAAAUGGACAGAUGAAAUGGUAAAGCUCUUGAUAACUGCUGUUUCUUAUAUAGGAGACGAGGCUACAUUUGAUUUUAAUGGCGGUGGAAGGACUUCUAUGUCAGCAGUUUUACCAAAGAAAGGGAAAUGGAAGUCUAUUUCGAAGGUCAUGGAUGAGAGGGGCUAUCAUGUUUCGCCUCAGCAAUGUGAGGAUAAAUUUAAUGAUCUCAACAAAAGGUAUAAGAGACUGAAUGAUAUACUCGGGAGAGGUACUUCUGGCCAGGUUGUUGAAAACCCGACACUUUUGGACUCAAUGGACCUAUCCGAGAAAGCAAAGGAUGAUGUGAGGAAAAUUCUAAGCUCAAAACAAUUGUUUUACAAAGAAAUGUGCUCGUAUCACAAUAAGAAUAGGUUGUACCUUCCUCAUGAUCAGGCUCUUCAGCAAUCAUUGCAGUUAGCUCUUAUAAGUAAAGACAAUUUUGAGCAUUAUGAGUUGACAACGCUCCACAAACCUGAUGACCUUGAUGAAGAGGAUCAAGAUUCUGCAAGUGAUGAUCGAAGUGGAAAAGCUGAAGAGGGUCAUGCUAUUUGUAACAGUAAUGGGAGGGAAUUUGAUUUUCCAGGGGUCUCCGCAAAGAGGAAGAAACGAGAGGAGGAAGAAAACAAAGUUGUGGGUUCUGGUAAUGCCUUGAAUUUAUUGAGUCCUGUUCCUCAUCCCGUGACCAAUUUUGCCAAUGUGAAUCAAGAACGGUUUCAGAAUCGAUGGAUGAUGUCUCGAUCGCUGCGGUUGGAAGAGCAGAAGUUGAAGAUUCAGGCCCAGAUGUUGGAGUUGGAAAGGCAGCGGUUAAGGUGGUAUAGAGUUAAUGAGCAAGAAGACAUGGAGCUCGAAAAGAUGAGGAUGGAAAAUGAGCGUAUGAAGCUUAAAAAUGAGCGUUUGGCGUUAGAAAUCAAACGCAGAGAAAUGGGUGCUGAUUACAACUGAAUGCAUGUUUUUGCAUUUUCAUGCAGGUGCAUUCCCAUGCAGGUGCAUUGCUGCCCAACUAAAAUUUCGCUUUCACAUCUAAAUUUAGUUUAUACAUGGAUUGUGGUAUGCAGUGCAGUGAAUAGUCUUCAGUAGGUCAUAGGGCUUUUGGUUUUCCUACCUAUGGCUAAUUUUAUGGCCUUGGGUCUUGAUAGAUUGUUGCAGGAGUUUAUCAUGUUUCUUGUUUGUGGUCUCCCUAUUGAAUGCACAUAAGUUAUAGUUUUGGCUUUCCUUUAUAUGAAUGUACCUUACAUACCAGAUUGUGUAUCUUAUUUGGGAUUUGUUUAACAUUUGGGGU
Camellia sinensis is the source of this 1980-nucleotide messenger RNA. RefSeq lists its product as uncharacterized. Lineage: Eukaryota; Viridiplantae; Streptophyta; Magnoliopsida; Ericales; Theaceae. The record is from RefSeq and is a predicted model, not a curated record.